CUCUCUCUCUCUCUCGCGAUCGUCUUUUGAUCUUAUCUCUAGCCUUGAGAGCCGCCUUCAUUUCCGUCCUUCCAGACCCGGUCCUUUCUCCCUUGCGUGAUACCCUGAUCCAUCUCUUGCUUUUCGUCCCCACAUCCUCACCCGUGUUCCUCGCACAUCGGCUGAUCCGACCUCUUCCCCAUCCGCCUCUCUCCAACCUCGUCUGAGAGGAGCAGACGUCUCGACGCUGCUGGUAUCUCACCGGAAAUUGCUACAUCGACCAUCGUCAACCCGAUUGUUGUGCCGGGGGCAGAAAUACCCCUAUCGGUGAUUGUUUGCUGUGCCUACUUCGUCCCACGCUUUCCCCGUAGCUGUGGUAUAAACCUGUCCAGGGGACUCUGUUAACACUCUUACGGGCAUACAAAAUUGCGAGACAACAUGUCAGAAUAGAUGUUAGUCAAUGAAAGGUUGAAGGUACAACUGAGAGACGGCAGAAUACGAAUCAUGCGCUCUCCUGCUUGGUCCAUUAAGAAUUAUUUAUCCGCCUGCUCCUUCGUUCGCUGUGGCCCUCGGUCAAAAUCCCUUUGCACUCGGCUUUUUCUAAACGCUUGAAAGCGCACGCAUACGUACGUUCGCAGGACGAAAUCUAGGCCCAUUGCAUAGAAAUGUCCAAUACCGGAAACACCGAUAACCACUCUAGCGCUGAGACGGGGGGAAUGGCCGAAGAAGGCUAUGGGUCUCCGAUUGAGGCGCCACCGGGGCUAUACGUCAAAGCCCUGUACGAUUAUACUUCGGAUGACCACACCAGCUUAAGUUUCCGACAAGGGGACAUCAUACAGGUCCUGAAUCAGUUGGAAACGGGGUGGUGGGAUGGUGUUAUCGGCGACGUUCGUGGUUGGUUUCCAAGCAACUAUUGCGCUGUUGUCCCCGGCCCCGACGCCUUCUGUGAUCGGGCCAAUCUUGCGGCCGAAUUAAGUAUCGAAUCUGGUACAGAAGAUGACUAUGAGGACGAUAACGAUGAUGACCUGGAUUCGCAGGGAAAUUCAAGAGACGAUUUAUCCAUUCUCCCGAUCGAGAGCAUGGCUCCUGCCACUCAGGAAGAGGCAGCGUAUUGGAUCCCCCAAGCUACGGCAGACGGGCGAUUGUUUUAUUACAACACUUUGACGGGCUAUAGUACAAUGGAGCUUCCUUUGGAAACGCCAACCUCGCCCCAUGAGUCUGGACCGCGGAAUCAGACGAAUAUUUACGUCCCUGAACACACUCGUGCGCCAAUCGACCUAGUUAACCGGUCUCUCGGUGGGUACGAGCAUGAUUAUGACGGUUCUGCAUCCGAAGCUGAAGACUCAGUAAAUCCAUCACCCGUUGCAAAACUUCUUGAUUCGCAGGCUCCACGGAGCGCCGGGACCCAGUUGCACUCCUCUACCUCUCACUUCGGCGCGGCGGCUACGACUUCUUUGUGUAUACGAUCUGCACCAGCCCCCGUUUCUUCUUCCGUCCCUCGAUAUUUUCUUGAUGAUUCCACACAGGUUCCGCCAUCGUGGGCAUCGUUGGUCGAAAAUAUGCGUCAGGCUAUUGAGGCGUAUCGACAGGCGAUGCUGGCAGGAGACCGGUCCCAAUUCGUGAGUAGAGCAGAGGAUAUUUCAGACCACUUGCGAAUGCUUCUGGCUGCAGGCUCUGGUACGACCGAUAAUCACUCGGGGAACCCGUCUAUCAUUUCUACCAACAAGGCGCUGUAUCCUCAUUUCCGUGACAUGAUGUCCAAAUUUUCCAAGUUGGUCUUGUCGUCCCAUAUUGCGGCUGCAGAUUGGCCCGUUCCAGACUCGUCGAAGAAAUGCCUUCAUGAAGCCGAGGGCGUCCUCUCCGGCGUUUAUGGCUAUGUUAAUAUAGCUAGGCAACAAAAAGGAGAGGAUAUCCGGCGGCUGGUGCCUGGAUUCGUCAGUGGUAGCACUUCUGGAGGGCACUGGCAAAACAAUAAUCUCUGUGAUAAAGAUCCCACGGCUUUUCUAGAGCACGAUUUAGGCCGAGAUCUCCGCGCUACUCCUUCGACGGCACUUGAUUCUGCCCUUCUUGACCGAAUUGAUGAUCUUCGAAAGGCGGUGGUUGCCAACUGUCGUUAUUUGGAUAAGCAGCUUAGUCUGAAGGAUAAAAUUGUGACCUCUGGCGGACAUGCUACAAUCGGGGAUGCUGUAUGCGCCGCCUGCGUUCGCAUUCUGGAGGCUUUCCGGCCGUGGAUGUCCCAUAUCGAAUCAAUCGAUCUUGCUCCGUUGGGCACUAGCCUUCAAAACCCGCAGUUAGCAGACUUUAGUCUCCAAAAGCAACGGGCGUAUGACGGUGUCGCGGACCUCGUCCUAGCCUGCCAAGCAAUGUCGGCACCGUUGGCUGAUGAAUGGGCCGAACUUCGAUCCGAUGCGCUCGAUACCCGUCUUAAUGAUGUUAAGGUUAUAACGAGGCAACUGGAGCAAUAUAUGUCUCAAAUCGGGUUCUCUCUCACACUGUUAUUGGAGCAGUCACCUCUGGAAAGCCCAGGAAACCUUCCGGGAGGCAAAUCGGAUGUCCCUGCGCCAAUGCGGAUGCGUUCGGAGUCCCAAGUCAGGCGCGUGCCGCCAGAGUCUAUCGGUAUUCCAUCGUCUUAUCCAAUAAAUGGCGAAGAUUUGAUAGAACAGCCGCAGCGUACUCUCGAUAAGGCACAGCGCUUCUUUGGACAGCCUGUCCCUCGAGAACAGCCUAUUAGAGAUGUUGAAGAGACUCCUUGGUUCUUAAGUCUUGAUCAUGAAGGAGAGGUAUUCUAUGAUACCAAGUCUGAAGUACCCCAGGUAAAAUGUGGUACAUUGGCUGGACUAGUCGAGCAGUUGACGCGCCACGAUAAACUGGAACCUUCCUUCAAGGACACCUUCCUGCUUACGUACAGAUCAUUCACUACAGCGUCCGAACUAUUUGAAAUGCUUGUCCUUCGGUUUACUCUCCAACCUCCGUCAGGCCUGAAUGUGACAGAAUUGCAAUCUUGGACAGAGCAGAAACAAAACCCGAUUCGGAUCCGCGUUGUUAGUAUCCUUAAGAGUUGGUUAGAGACUUAUUGGAUGGAACCAAAUGACAAUGCGAACACCCUGUUGCUAAGACGAAUUCACGCGUUUGUGACAAAUGCAGUCACAAAUACUAGAACUCCCGGUACCACUCAGCUGCUCAGCUUAAUUGAUCAGCGAAUACGCGGAUUAGAUACCACAGCUAGGCGCCUAGUGCCUACGCUUAGUGCCCACACACCCACUCCUAUUCUCCCGAAGAAUAUGAAGAAGAUAAAAUUCCUUGACAUCGACCCUACCGAGUUCGCAAGGCAGCUUACGAUCAUUGAAUCGAGACUAUAUGCCAAGAUCAAACCUACAGAAUGCUUGAAUAAGACAUGGCAGAAGAAGCUCGGACCCGAUGAGCCGGACCCUGCCGUUAAUGUCAAAGCGCUUAUCUUACACUCCAAUCAGCUGACAAAUUGGGUGGCAGAGAUGAUCUUAACUCAAUCGGAUGUGAAGAGAAGAAUGGUCGUCAUCAAGCAUUUUGUCACGGUUGCAGAGAAAUGUCGGCAGAUGAACAACUACUCCACUUUGACGUCGAUCAUCUCGGCUCUCGGAACCGCGCCAAUCCACCGGUUGAACCGGACAUGGUCGCAAGUUAGCCAGAAGACGUCGUCGACUUUGGAGGCGAUGCGUAAGCUCAUGGCCAGCACUAAGAACUUCGGAGAGUACCGUGAGACGUUGCAUCUUGCAACACCACCUUGCAUCCCAUUUUUCGGCGUAUACCUGACCGAUCUCACCUUUAUCGAAGACGGAAUACCAUCCUUAACACCCUCCGAUCUUAUAAACUUUAGCAAGCGCUAUAAGACGGCGGAAGUGAUCCGAGACAUCCAGCAGUACCAGAACACACCUUAUCAGCUACAGCCGGUGCCGGAGCUGCAGGACUACGUUUUGAGUAACAUGCAAGUAGCCGGGGAUGUGCACGAGAUGUACGACCGGAGUUUGGAGGUCGAACCUCGAGAACGGGAAGAUGAGAAAAUUGCGAGAUUGCUGUCGGAAUCCGGGUUCUUGUAACCCACCCUCUUCCCGAAGCAGCGGAAUCCCACCACACCCCAUGGUUGUCAUUCGUGUCUAUUCAGAGAUAUUAAUGACGAUCAUAUAAAUGGGGCCGGAUGGCCGGGGUGGAGUCCGAGUCUCUGGGCCCUUGGCACGAAGUAGUGCGCCCUUCGCCCUCCGUUCCAAGCCAUUCGCUGCGCUUCUCGAGGUUGCAUUCUUUGGAUCUUCUCGAAGGACUAGCGGCUAGCUGCUUUGUGUCCGCUUUUUCCUGGAAAGGCUGCUGGGCAUACGACCCAUGGUUGAUACGUGGUAGGUUGUCUUUCUCCCAGCGUCUCUGUGCCGCCAACCGUUAUGACGGCUGGCUGCUGUCGCCUUUGCCGUGACCAUUAGGCCAAGCGGGACAAAAUGUUUUAUCCGCGAAGACAUCAAGGAUGAACCAUGGUCGCCAAAUUAUCGAAAGACAAGGGAACCUGAUUCACAAAGCGCGGAGGUGCCACCUGAGUGUGCAAAAGCUGUCGAUCGAACGACGACACGGGCUAAUCUGCAAUCGCCCGAGUUUGACGAAAGUCGAUCGUGAAAAGACCCACCCGCUUGCUGUCAAUUCAAAUGCUUGAGGAAACCUUGGUGGCUAGGCCAAGCGAGAAGUUUCGAGGACUUCGCUGUGACAACUUCCAUAUCACUCAAGCUAGUGACGGGAAAACGCUUUACGAGCGUUGAGAGCCAAUCAAUGGAACAGACCAAAGAGCCAUUUACAAUCACGACGAACAUGAUAAAUUUUUUCACGGAGAUGAUAUUUUCAUUUUUUUGCCUUCAUUCAUUCUUUUCUUUUCUUCCUUUUUUUUCUUUUUAAAAAAACAUAUUUUUCAAUCACAUACUGUUUGACAGACCUAUGUAUUUUGUGACACUCCUGGGGAUGUUCCUCUUGACUUCUAUUCUGGGAUCUACUUUGCGGGCAUGAGCCCCGUUUACAACAUGGUUCUGCCUCAUCUUGAUUGUUUCUUUAUGUUGAAUGCGUGAACUCUUUCUGUCAGAUUUGCCUUCAACGUAAAGGCUCUGCCCUUUUCUGUUCCUUUCAUUUUAUUUUCUUACAUUCUCGCUGCAUUUGAACUGCACAUAUAUAUCGAUAUACCUCUCAAGAGGACCUUUUUUUGUAGACUCAAUCACAUAAAGGUGCAAAUUCCAAAGCAAGAUUGGCAC
Messenger RNA from Coccidioides posadasii C735 delta SOWgp, 5231 nucleotides. NCBI's taxonomy places the organism in Eukaryota, Fungi, Ascomycota, Eurotiomycetes, Onygenales, Onygenaceae. The record is from RefSeq and is a predicted model, not a curated record.